Messenger RNA from Myotis brandtii (Brandt's bat), 6533 nucleotides. RefSeq names its product cleavage and polyadenylation specific factor 6, 68kDa (gene CPSF6). The record is from RefSeq and is a predicted model, not a curated record. Gene Ontology annotation, biological process: mRNA alternative polyadenylation. Gene Ontology annotation, molecular function: mRNA binding. Gene Ontology annotation, cellular component: mRNA cleavage and polyadenylation specificity factor complex. The transcript is spliced from 10 exons. Lineage: Eukaryota; Metazoa; Chordata; Mammalia; Chiroptera; Vespertilionidae. Bases 97 to 1710 code for a protein of 537 amino acids.
GAAGCUGAAUAUGGUGGGCAUGAUCAGAUAGAUUUGUAUGAUGAUGUCAUCUCUCCAUCCGCAAAUAAUGGAGAUGCACCAGAAGACCGGGAUUACAUGGAUACUCUCCCACCAGCUGUUGGUGAUGAUGUGGGUAAAGGAGCAGCACCAAAUGUUGUCUAUACAUAUACGGGAAAGAGAAUUGCAUUAUACAUUGGAAAUCUAACAUGGUGGACAACAGAUGAAGACUUAACUGAAGCAGUGCAUUCUUUGGGAGUAAAUGAUAUUUUGGAGAUAAAGUUUUUGGAAAACCGGGCAAAUGGCCAAUCAAAGGGGUUUGCCCUUGUUGGUGUUGGAUCUGAAGCAUCCUCAAAAAAGUUAAUGGAUCUGUUGCCUAAAAGAGAACUUCAUGGUCAGAAUCCUGUUGUAACUCCAUGCAAUAAACAGUUCCUGAGUCAGUUUGAAAUGCAGUCCAGGAAAACUACACAAUCAGGACAAAUGUCUGGGGAAGGUAAAGCUGGUCCUCCAGGAGGCAGUUCACGUGCAGCAUUUCCACAAGGUGGUAGAGGACGGGGCCGUUUUCCAGGGGCUGUUCCCGGUGGGGACAGAUUUCCUGGGCCAGCAGGACCAGGAGGGCCACCCCCACCUUUUCCAGGAAAUUUGAUCAAGCAUCUUGUUAAAGGAACUCGGCCUUUGUUCCUGGAAACUAGGAUUCCAUGGCAUAUGGGGCACAGCAUAGAGGAAAUACCCAUUUUUGGCCUAAAAGCUGGACAGACUCCACCACGUCCACCCUUAGGUCCUCCAGGCCCACCUGGUCCACCAGGUCCACCUCCACCUGGUCAGGUUCUGCCACCUCCUUUAGCUGGGCCUCCUAAUCGAGGAGAUCGCCCUCCACCGCCAGUUCUUUUUCCUGGACAACCUUUUGGGCAGCCUCCUUUGGGUCCGCUUCCUCCUGGUCCUCCACCUCCAGUUCCAGGCUACGGCCCCCCUCCUGGUCCACCACCUCCACAACAGGGACCACCUCCACCUCCAGGCCCCUUUCCACCUCGUCCACCUGGUCCUCUUGGGCCACCCCUUACACUUGCUCCUCCUCCGCAUCUUCCUGGACCACCUCCAGGUGCCCCACCGCCAGCUCCACAUGUGAACCCAGCUUUCUUUCCUCCACCAACUAACAGCGGCAUGCCUACAUCAGAUAGUCGGGGUCCACCACCAACAGAUCCAUAUGGCCGACCUCCGCCAUAUGAUAGGGGUGACUAUGGGCCUCCUGGAAGGGAAAUGGAUACGGCAAGAACUCCACUGAGUGAAGCUGAGUUUGAAGAAAUCAUGAAUAGAAAUAGGGCAAUCUCAAGCAGUGCUAUUUCAAGAGCCGUGUCUGAUGCCAGCGCUGGUGAUUAUGGGAGUGCAAUUGAGACAUUGGUAACUGCAAUUUCUUUAAUUAAACAAUCCAAAGUAUCUGCUGAUGAUCGUUGCAAAGUUCUUAUUAGCUCUUUGCAAUUUUGCCUUCAUGGAAUUGAAUCCAAGUCUUAUGGUUCUGGAUCAAGAAGACGUGAACGAUCAAGAGAGAGGGACCAUAGUAGAUCAGGAGAAAAGCGUCGGCGCCAUAAAUCCCGCAGUAGAGAUCGUCAUGAUGAUUAUUAUAGAGAGAGAAGCAGAGAAAGAGAGAGACACCGUGACCGAGAUCGGGACCGAGACCGAGAGCGUGACCGAGAGCGCGAGUAUCGUCAUCGUUAGAAGCUGAAGGAAGAGGAACACCUUCCAAGACAAAACAGUCUUCAUGAGGGAAACAUGACGCUUGUCCAGCAGUUUGCUUCUUGUGAUUGAACUGAACGUGUAAGGAUUCAUGGAUAAAAUGAACAGGAAUAGAUCUGAAUAAAGCAAAUCUGCAUAAAUGGUAACCAGUAGCUCCUUUUCUUUUUUAUGUUGCUUAACUGUUUUUAUUUGAGGAAAACCUGUGUGAUUUAAAAGUUAAAGCUUUUGCAACUUUAUUACUGGUUAUAUACUUUUUGGCCAUUAUAAUGUGCAAGCAAUUGAAACAAAUGUCAAGUAAAUGCUUGUUUUUAUAGUAGUUUGUUCUUGUUAAAAAUGUUCAUAUGAUAAUGUCUGUAAACAGCACCACUUUGAUUACAAUAGAUGUAGUGUUGUAAUAAACUGUUUAAUGGGGCUGAUGUGUAAAGCUGUUCAAGUUAUUUGAUGUUUACACCUCAGGGAAAGUCUUGUGUUUAGCAAUAUCUAAAGAUAAUGUUACUAUGACAUUUAUACUGUCCUCUAAAAAGGCGUUGCAAUAGCAUUUUUGGAUAUGCAUCAAUCUAAUCUUGCAUUCAGUCAAUUAAACAUACUAAUUAAGUGUCUGUUGCCCUUGGUUUGAUAUUAGGAUAGGUUAUUACACGGAUAUUUAAUAUUUCUAUAUUCUGCUUUUCUAGCUCUUUUUACCUAGUUAGCUUGUGGUUUUGCUGAAUGGUAUGUAAACCUAUAAAAACUGAAAUUUCACAGACAGCAAUUCAGGCAAUGUGUUGGGGUCAAAACAAUUUUGUGGUUUUAACAAUUUAGUUAAAAUCCAUGCAUUAUUUGCUACAGUAAUGCAGCUUAAGUCACAACACAAAUGUACUGAAAUGCUUAAUUGUAAACUUCUGGUAUUGAAGAAAUAUUUUGACAAUUUCUAUUUGAUGCGGCAAUUACUUGUGGUUUUAUAUUGAUAGUGCUUAUGGUUAAUUUUUGAAGCCAUGGGCAAUGUAAAUACAGUCAUGCAGCAGACAUAUUUGAGUAAAGAGAGCCUUAGUUUUAUUUUCUGGUUACUAUAUAGAUUUCUGAAGGGUGUGAUGUUUAUUAACAUCAGGUUGUAUUCUCCCAAAUGUGUAAUGGGAGAUUAUAGGUAUACCCUAUCUAUCUCCAUAGUUAAAGAAUUCUGUGUAUUUUUAUGCAACCUAUUGAUUCAUGCUAGAGUUACUUGGUUAAUCAAAGAUUUUUUUUUUCAAACCUGCCUUGCAUAAAGGCCCACAGUAUAAGCACUUGCCUAGCAUAUGUUCUUAAUUGCAACAUUAGCAUAGGCAGUGUCACCUUGAUUAGCUAUUUUACAGGAAGGUUAUUCUGAAUCACUACAGAAAUUUGAGUGAAAAUCCUUAAGCAGGUUAUAAAUUAUUUUUAAGAUAUGAUUAUCUUUGAGAGGUCUUCUGAUAAUACACAUUGGUUUUUUAAAAGUAUCGCCAAAUUUUAGGACAAUGCUUAAAGUUUAGGUACCCUAGAUAUUAUGUCAUGUGCAACUUUAGAACCCUCCUGAGAUUUGCACUGCAGUUCUUCACUUAAUCUGUGUGCUGUCACACUAGUUCUUUCAAAAUUAACUGUUUCAAAUUCAUAUUACUGCCAGUUUUAUUUUAAAACAAUUUGUUGAGUUUUCAUGCAUGGGAUCAUUGGUGUUUAUCAGAACUCUUUGCUCUCAAAUUUUUAAAGUGUUUUAUCUUGUUGAAAUGCACUUGCCUUUUAAACAUUUGAGAGUUGUAUCAAAAUCGAUUUUCUUGUUUUGUAUAUAGGUGUUUUUUCAUUUUUGUCAUUUCCUAGUUUUUUAUAUUUUAAUUAUAAUGCCCUAAUGCAAAAUACGGACAUAAAUCUAUUACAAGGGAAAUUAGUUAAUAGUGAUCUUAAAAGGUAAGUAAGUAUCCAUGUGAAUAAACAUUUCUCUGAACAAUGUUAAAAUGGAAUCAUAGAAAUCUAACUGUUUGAACUUGAAAUGAAACUGGAAAUUUUAUGCUAAUUAAAUCCUUCAUUUACUUUCUCACUUUUUAUCAGUGGAACCCUUUAAUUGCUCAUUCUGUGUCACUCUUCUCCCUACAUGGCUUAUCUCAUUAUUUGACUUAUUGCAGACAGUGUGAGUGUACUAGAAUUGCUUGCUACUAGUUCAUUAUUUUUUAAGUGUCAUCAGAAGGAAAUAACUUUUUGGUUUGACUAAUUAAAUUUCACAGUCUUGUUCUAUCUGAUAACACAUGAAUGUACAGCUGUAAAGGUGAAAAUUGCAAUCCUUGUUUUAUUUAUAUCCCUUCUGUUGUUUAUGGGCUGAUGUGAUUUUUAAAAAAAAAUUUUUUUAUGUAUAAAAACAAUCCAAAGAGAUAAGUCUUUAUUUACAUAGACACCAAAAAAAGAGAGAGAGAGAGAGAGAGAGAGUCCGGAGACCUUUCAAUUUUUUCUUAGUUACAGUGGAUAUGAAAACAAACGUGAGUUUUAUUUUAAACCAUAGCAUUUAUUAGUGCUAUGCAGUCACAUUCCUUUCAGUCAGUAAAGUUAUGUGAGUGAUACAGCACCUGAAUGGUAUUGCUUCCUGAAGCAACACUUUGAAUUGAAGUGUGCUGCUUUUAGUUAAAGGACAUUUGUUGUAGAAAGAAUAUUCCAGUGUAAAUUUGGAAGUGUUUAUUUGGUCAGUUUUCAUAAGCAAGAUUUGGACUAAGUUGAGGUGGCUGGUGAUCAUAGUUUAGUCCAUUUAAUGUUCCCUUUACCUCACAUAUUCUUAAGCAGUUAACUACAAUUUGGAGUUCACAAGUAACUUAUGGAUUGUAGCUUAAAGUAUUUUUUUUUUUAAUUUAAUUCUCCCGUGGAGAACAUUGCUGGUUUUUUUGUUUUUGUUUUUUUUGGGUUUUUUUUUAGUUUAAGGUCAGUUCUUAAACACAGGUUUUAAUGAAUGUUGUAUAACAUUUUAUAGUGAAAGGGGAAAAUUGUUGGAAGGGUAAAGACUUUCCCUUACAUAUUUAAAUGUGCCAAUAAUUAAAUAAAUACAUAUUGUUUUAUACAAUGAGAUGCUACUACAAGACUUUCUGUUGGAGUGCUCUCGACAUUUUGGUUUUUAUUACCUGAAUGAUCAUUGCAUUUUCUGUAUCUUAUAAGAUGGCCCCAAUUUUGUGUUUUAAUGUUCAGUCUGUUAUUUUCAGAGAAAGUUUAUGUUCUGAAUCUUUACCAAGAAUAUAGUAUUGAAAUUCUUGGCGCUUUGCAGAUACCUGCCCUUUAAAUUUUAAUUCAUUAAGUUCAUUUGCAUCCCAUAGCCGUCUGUAAAUGUUUCCCACAGUUGUAUGUACUUAAAUGCACGCUUAUCCAUUGUACAUAUCUGACAUUUUUGUGCUAAAAUACAUUAAGUGGGGAUUUUGUAGCAAAGCAUUCUAUUUUUCUGUUCUUAAAGUGUGUGUGUUGUUGUUUUAUUUUAUUUUUUUACAUUAAUCUUCAGUUUAAACACUGGUGUAUUUUUUUUAGCAACUUGACUCUUAGAAGCCUUAGACUAAUUUUUAAAUAAAUAUUCAACCAAAAAUUAUAAAUUUAUUAAGAUGUGGCCUUACAUAUAGCAUUCCUUGUGUUAGUAAUGUGAAAGUUUUAAUUUAGAGAAAUCAGAAGAUUCAGGAUUAAAGUUUCAUUAAGUUGAAAUAGAAAAUGUGCUAAAAUGUCUAGGCUUCUGGGAGGAAGUUCUUAAUAUACUCUUCUUUCUUGGCAUUAGAAAGAAGCAAUGUGAAUUUUUAUGAAUAUUCAAAAUAUUCAGGCAAUUGUAUCCUGUUCAGAUUAAUUUAGAUUUGUCUUAACCAAUGUUUCUUUAAAAUUUCAGGUUUUUGGCAUUCGCUCUGAGUAUGCAGCUAGUAUGGUUUUUAAUGUUUUAAAGACUUCCUGCUAUAUGAAAAUUGUAAUGGGAGUCUUUUAAAAUAUUAGGUAGAAUUUCAUUGAAAUCACACAAAUCUUAAAAUGUUAUCUGCGGAUAGUAUAUACUACAGAGAGUUUUCCAUUCCGUGUGUGAGUAUUCUAAAACUCUGCCAUGGGUGUAAAUGUUUUACAUUAAUUUCAUAAUUAGACUCAUAAAUGAAAUUAAACAUUUCAUUUUGAAGAUUUUUCUUUCUUGUUACAUUGUUACUACGUAACACUUCUCAGCAUUUUGUAAGUUAUUUUAAAAUACAAUGGUGGAUUCAUGUUUAUUUUUUUAUGUUGAAAAUUGAAGUACUCAGGUGGUAUUUAAUGGGAAAGGAAUCUUUGGGGUAAUAGUGUAUUCUAAGGAAUGCAUCUAUAACAUUGAUGACUUUAGCCUUAAAAAAAAGGUCUAUUAUUCCUUCUUCCUCUUCAUUCAUUGGUAUAUUAGCAAAGUAGUUUACAGCCUUGUACAGCCUUACAGAGUUGUUUUACAAUUUUGAUGGAAAGACCUUAAAAAAAUUGUAUCAUAUUCCAGUAUCCAUGAAUUACUGAAUCAUGGUUUGUAAAUAAUUUGUCUAAUACCAGAAGGCCAAAGAAAGUCUUGAAAUUUUAGCUGUUGAGACUCUAUGGUGACUUCACACAAUAAGAUUUCUGUGCAAAAGGUAAGGUAAUCAAAUGACAUAUUUUUGGUGUCCAGGAUAACUAGACUUCCAUAUUUGCUUCUACUAAAAAGCUCAUUCCAUUUUAUUAAGAUGUUUGUAAUUGCAAUUUUAUGUUUAAUGUUUACUUUCUUUCUUUAGCAUUUAGGUGAUUGUUCAGCAGUUUGCUAUAUGGCCAUUGUUGGCCUUAAACUGCACUAGUAACAAGCAUGGUAUUUAUCUUGUAUUGAAAAUAAACCAGUUUUGAUAAUA